Molecule: messenger RNA, 773 nt
Organism: Kockovaella imperatae
Lineage: Eukaryota; Fungi; Basidiomycota; Tremellomycetes; Tremellales; Cuniculitremaceae
Product: ribosomal protein L22/L17
Exons: 6
Coding region: 174-728 (184 amino acids)
Biological process (GO): cytoplasmic translation
Cellular component (GO): ribosome; cytosolic large ribosomal subunit
Molecular function (GO): structural constituent of ribosome
Source: RefSeq, a predicted model, not a curated record
CACGGAAUCAAAUUUUGAAACGCCGAGAAACUCCGUUGGACUGACUGCCCAAUCUUUAGCCACUCCCUCCCUGCUCAAAUCGAGUUUGUGGGCGAGCAAAUUGGGCAAAGUGGAAACUCUGGUUCUAUCGUCUUUGUAUCAUCACUCAACCUCUUCCGACAGUAUCGAUCAACAUGGUUCGAUACGCUGCUGCCUCCAUCGCGAGCGCCAACCCUGAGAAAUUCGCCAAAGCUCGGGGCGAGUAUGUUCGAACUCACUUCAAGAACAUGCGGGAAGUUGCCGCUGCUCUCAACGGCAUGAACUUGAAAAAGGCCUACACCUACCUUGGAGAUGUUCAGGAGCACAAGCAGAUCAUUCCUUUCCGCAGACACGCUGGAGGUAUCGGACGAGCUUCCCAGGCUAAGCAGUUCAAGACCACCAAAGGUCGAUGGCCCGAGAAGUCUGUCAAAUACAUUCUCCGAUUGUUGAAGAAUGCCGAGUCCAACGCCGACGCCAAGGACCUCGACGUUGAUGAGCUCGUCAUCAAGAACAUUGUCGUCAACCAGGCUCCCAAAACCAGGAGGAGGACAUACCGUGCCCACGGUAGAAUCAACCCCUACCAAGGACACCCCUGCCACAUUGAAAUCUUCCUCUCCACCCCCUCCGUCGAGAUCCCCCGUGCGAAGGACUUGGACGUUGCGGCCGGCUCAUCUCGCAAGGGAAAGAAGGUGGCUGCUAUUGAGGCUUAGGAUGUACAGCAUGGCUAUCUCAUGCAUGAUGGGUGACGCAAACCA